CACGCAUUCAUUCAAAGAACACACAACACACAGCACACUUAUUAAGUCUCUAUCGUUCUUCAUUUCUUCAUCAGCUAUCCCCACUUUCUCAUACCAUGGUUUUGGUUUCAUCACUUACCCCUCUCAUGUUUACAGUGAGGAGGCGCCAACCGGAGCUGGUGACUCCUGCUAUUCCUACUCCACAUGAAGUUAAACUACUAUCCGACAUAGAUGAUCAAGCCGGCCUCCGUUUCCUAAUUCCAUUCAUACACAUAUAUAGCUACGAACCAUCAAUGGAAGGGAAAGACCCUGUUGAUGUCAUUAGAAAGGCACUAGCACAAACACUUGUGUUCUACUAUCCAUUUGCGGGCAGGCUUAAAGAGGGGCCUGGUCGCAAAUUAAUGGUGGAUUGUACUGGAGAGGGAGUCUUGUUCGUUGAGGCUGAUGCUGACGUGACACUUGAUCAAUUUGGUGAAGCUCCUCAACCUCCAUUCCCAUGCUUCCACCAACUCUUUUAUGAUGUUCAAGACUCAGAAGAAAUCAUUAACUAUCCCCUUCUAGUCAUACAGGUCACGCGCCUUAAGUGCGGUGGUUUCAUCGUGGCCACGCGCAUCAACCACACCAUGAGCGACGGAGCUGGUAUAAGACAAUUCAUGAACUGCAUGGUUGAAAUGGCAAGGGGUGCACGCAAACCUUCCAUUCAACCGGUGUGGUGUAGGGAGCUCUUAAUGGCUAGAGAUCCACCUCGCGUUACAUGCAACCAUCGCGAAUUCGAGCACGUGGCACCUGAUACCAUCAAUUCAUACGAGGACGAUAUCGUUCAUCGAUCUUUCUUCUUUGGACCCACCGAGAUAGCUGCCAUUCGUCGCUUUGUUCCACUUCACCUUCCUUACUGCACCAAAUUCGAAGUUAUCACGGCAUGCUUCUGGUGCUGCCGUACAAAAGCAUUGCAGCUAGAGCCAGAGGAGGAGGUUCGGUUUAUGUGCAUCAUCAACGCACGUGCUAGGUUUAACCCUCCGUUACCUGAAGGUUAUUACGGCAACGCUUUUGCAUACCCUGCGGCGGUCACAACUUCUAGGAAACUUAGCUUUGGUUAUGCACUAGAAUUAAUUAAGAAAGUGAAAGCUGAGGUGACAGAGGAGUAUAUGCAUUCAGUGGCAGAUCUAAUGGUGAAUAAGGAUCGAUGCUUAUUUACGAUCGUUAGAUCGUGUAUUGUGUCAGAUCUGACACGUUUUGGGUUAAGAGAAGUGGAUUUUGGAUGGGGCAAGGCAGUGUAUGGUGGAGUGGCCAAAGGUGGGGCUGGGCUCUUUCCUGGAGCAAGUUAUCUUAUCCCCGGUGAGAAUGCAAAAGGAGAAGAGGGUAUCAUAUUACCAAUUUGCUUGCCUGCCAAAGCUAUGAAGAGAUUUGCCAAAGAAUUGUAUAACAUGCUUAGGAACUAAAACCAAUAUAUGUUAAUAUUUAUUUAAUAUGUAGUCUGCGUAUAUCACGAAAUAUGUAUUGUAAGUUAUUUAAAUAAUUAACUUUUUUUAAGUGUUCUGUAUGAAUUAAGUUAUUCGGAUUAGUGACAUUUUAUUUGGUGUGUACUUU
Molecule: messenger RNA, 1566 nt
Organism: Gastrolobium bilobum
Lineage: Eukaryota; Viridiplantae; Streptophyta; Magnoliopsida; Fabales; Fabaceae
Product: benzyl alcohol O-benzoyltransferase-like
Exons: 2
Coding region: 96-1418 (440 amino acids)
Source: RefSeq, a predicted model, not a curated record